Molecule: messenger RNA, 1395 nt
Organism: Neoarius graeffei (lesser salmon catfish)
Lineage: Eukaryota; Metazoa; Chordata; Actinopteri; Siluriformes; Ariidae
Gene: timm29
Product: translocase of inner mitochondrial membrane 29
Exons: 2
Coding region: 79-771 (230 amino acids)
Biological process (GO): protein insertion into mitochondrial inner membrane
Cellular component (GO): TIM22 mitochondrial import inner membrane insertion complex
Source: RefSeq, a predicted model, not a curated record
UCGAAAUAGCACCAUGUUUGUACACUAGAUGGUGAUUUGGUUCUUAUCCCGCACAUGCGCUGUGGUUGAGACUCGAACAUGGCUGCUUUGAGGAGAUGGGGCUCCAGUGCAGCAGCUACUGCCACCAGUAGAGGUUUAAGAUGGGAGAGGCUGUGGAAUAGUCGUGCAAGUGUGUGGUGCCGCAGUCUUCUGAGUGACUAUAAGGAAGCAUGCCGUGAAAUAUUUGUCGGCGCAUACGAGCGCCCUUUCAAAGCCAGCCUUUACAUGGCCUUGCUUGGAGGUACGUAUGCCUGUUACUACACCAAUCCAGACUACACGUCCUUCCAGUCGAGAAUACUCGAGAGCUCCAACCAGCUUGCCCUCCUGUCUCCGUGGAUCCGUAGUGGCACAUCGGAUGGGCAUGUGCAGAACUUGGCCAAGCUGCGCAACGAGGGCCGUCUGCGAUACAUCAGCCUGGGCGUCGUCUCCUUGGCCUACAUGGUCGACUACGACCCAGAGUCCAGUCUGUACGAGGCACGGUGCUCCGCGCUGUCUGUGCCCUGGGCACAGUUACCUGACCGUGUGCUGGAUGUAGGCUUUGCUGGGCGUUGGUGGGUGUUGGAAAAUAAAAUGGAAAACUACGAUAUAAACGAGGACGAAUUCAAGCACCUCCCACCUGCUCUGCUGGCCACAGCGCCCCCUACAGCACAGGAGACGGAGAGGAACGAGAGACUGCACCAGGAGUCCUGGAAGGCACUGGUGAUGGAGGGACAAGAAGAGAUGAAGGAAUAGACAGCAGGACAAACCAGAAAGUUUAAUACGGUUUGUGUUGUGAUAAAGAGCAGCUGCUGAUUUCGACCCGUGUACACGUCCCGUAUGAUCACAUGAAUGUGUGUUUCAGCCUGGAAAGACAUUUCUGAACUCUUAUUUAUUGUGGUGCUCGAGCAAAAUAUAAAGCUGUCUGUCACAGUACUAUGAUGUCCUCUGAGAAAAUGAAAAUUUCUUGACCCCUUGUUUUCUUCUCUGCUACGUUUCUUGCUGUGCCCAGUUUGAUAUUACCAGUCACGGUAAUGUGAACCUGCUCUCAUUGAAUUUAGAAUUGAAUGCAGAACAACCUACUUUUUACAGAAUUAAUAAAUGUUUAUCCGUUCUUGAGAUGUUACAAAUCAAACAUUGGAAAAAAAAAAACACGGCUUAAUUUUUUAGAAAACCUGCUGUAAAAUUCUGUAUGAGGAACACGUGGUCCAAAAUGGGCCUCAUUAACCAAUGAGAAUUUUUUUUUUUUUUUUAAUAACGUUUCUGUUUUUCAAGAUAUUUGCAUGGAGAUUGGCAGGCACAGAGAUUGUUGUAUGCUGAAUACAAAGUUUGAAAAAAAAAUCAGUAUUUAAUUAGUUAGACAUUACAUCUGUACGCUCA